AUGUAUGCAUUGCCUACUAGUGCUGAGGGUGCCUGUUACCUGUGUGUGCCGCCUGACCCCGGUAUCCAGUCUGCUGCUCUAGGUGCUGGUGAGGCUGCUGCUCUAGGUGCUGGUGCGUCUCCUGCUCCAGGUGCCGGUGAGGCUGCUGCUCUAGGUGCUCGUGAGUCUACUGCUCCAGGUACUGGUGAGUCUGCCCUCUCUGGUGCUGCGCCUGCUGCGAUCUUUUACACCUUCACCCUUGACUCGGGAGCUUCUCGCUCCUUCUUUCGAGACCGCACCACACUCACGCCGCUUAGUCGGCCGGUUGCAGUCUCCCUGGCAGACCCCUCUGGGGGUCCUGUCCUUGCCCACUACUCCACUGUCCUACCGUGUCCGGCGGCCCCUUCUGGCUCCCUGUUAGGUCUUUACCUCCCCUCGUUCUCUACGAACUUGGUGAGUGGUGCUGACCUACAGGAUGGGGGGGUUGACCAGUUCACUCCUGCGAGUCAGCGAGUGACCCACUGCACGUGUGCUCGGACGGGCCGACACUUGGCCACGUUUACCCGUCAGCCGGGGUCGAGCCUGUACACACUCACUACCGAGUCUCCUUCGGUUCCUGCGUCUAGUCAGGUAGCUGCGUCGAGUCAGGUGUUUGCUGCAGCGUCCAGGUCUGGUCUUGAGUCUGCCCCCUGCUCGUGUCGUCUCCUGUCUCACCAGACUCUCCUCUGGCACCACCGCCUUGGUCACCCCUCCCUGCCUCGUCUCCGGGGCAUGGCCUCCCGUGUCCUUGUCUCUAGUCUGCCCCGGUCCCUCCCUCCCCUUCCCCCGGGGCCUGCCCCUACCUGCGUUCCCUGCGUCGAGGGGCGGCAGCGCGCCGCUCCUCACUCCUCCGAGUUUCCUCCGACAGAGGCUCCGCUGCAGACUCUCCACAUGGACGUGUGGGGCCCAGCCCGCGUCCGUGGACAGGGUCACGAGCGUUACUUCCUUCUGGUGGUUGACGACUACUCGCGUUACACCUCAGUCUUCCCCUUGCGCCGCAAGGGUGAGGUCACUGAGGUGUUGAUCGACUGGAUCCGCGCUGCCCGUCUCCAGCUCAGAGAGAGUUUCGGCUCGGACUUUCCUGUUCUGCGUCUGCACUCUGACAAAGGUGGAGAGUUUUCCUCCGACCUUCUGCGAGCCUUCUGUCGUGCAGAGGGCAUCCGCCAGACGUUCACGCUUCCGGCCUCUCCACAGCAAAAUGGGAUUGCUGAGCGCCGCAAUGGCAUGAUCAUGGACGUCGCUCGUACGUCCAUGAUCCAUGCGGCUGCUCCCCAUUUUCUGUGGCCGUUCGCGGUUCAGUACGCGGCGCAUCAGAUCAACCUUCAGCCCCGGGUCUCGAUGCCGGAGACCUCCCCCACUCUGCGGUGGACGGGGAAGGUUGGCGAUGCAUCUGCGUUCCGUGUCUGGGGAUCUCGAGCUUUCGUCCGCCACUUGUCUGCGGACAAGCUGUCCUCCCGUGCUGUUCCCUGCGUCUUCCUUGGCUUCCCCCCUGACGCGCCUGGCUGGCAGUUUUACCACCACACCUCGCGCCGUGUUCUGUCCUCCCAGGACGUCACGUUUGACGAGUCGGUGCCGUACUACCACCCCCUUCCCCCUCAGGGUCCUGCCCCCUCAGGUGUGUCUCAGGUAGACGCAAUCGAGCCUGUCGAGGUAGCUGUUGACUCUGGUGCUGCUCGGGGUGCUGCGCCUGCGGGUGCCGAGUCUGGGGGUGCUGAGCAUGAGCGUGCGGAGCCUGGGGGUGCUGGGACUGGGGGUGCUGAGCCUGGGGUUGCUGAGUCUGGGGGUGCGGAGCCUGGGGGUGCGGAGCCUGGAGGUCCUUCGGGUGCUCGUACUGGAGGUACUGGAGCUGCUGGGCCUGGUGGUUCUACUGGUGCUGGACCUGCUGGAGGAGCUGGAGCUGGGGGUGCUGCUGGAGUAGGUGCUGCUGGGGGUACAGGAGCCGAUGCUGCUCCGUCUUCUGGUGGUCCUUUUGGCGCUGGAGCUGUUGGAGGUUCUGGAGCUGGAGGUGCUGCUGGAGCUGGAGCUGGAGGUUCUGGAGCUGGAGGUGCUACUGGAGCCGGUGCUCCUGGAGCUGCUGGAGUUGGCGGUGCUGGUGCUGCUGGAGGUGCUACUGGAGCUGGUGGCGCUGCUGGAGUCGGAGCUGACGCUGGGGGUGCUGGUGCUGUCCCUGCUGGUUCUGGAGGUGCUGCGCGGCCUCGGCCGUACUUCGUUCCCCUCCUAGAGCAGGUUCUUGGCCUUCCGCCUUCUUCUGGUCCUUCUCCUGCCUUAGAGUGUCCACCAUCCGUCCCGUCCGUGUCACAGUUACAGCUGGCCUGUCCACUGCCUGCCCCUUCUCCCUACACUGGUCCUACUGGAGGUCUUGCUGAGCGUCGUGCGCCUGCGUUUCGCCCUGCGUCGCCUGUUCGUGCUGUUCGCGCUAGUCGUCGUGUUCCGCGUCAGCGUCCUCCUGCGGUCCCGGGCACGCAUCAGAUGGCACUGCGUCCUUCCACUGCUCCGCAGCGUGUCCCUUUGCCGUCUCCUCCAGAGUCCUCUCUUCCUGCUCUUGCUGACCCGGGGUCUGACUCUCUUCGUGCUGCCAGUCCUACUGUCACGCGUCUCCUGGCUACUGUUGUCACUGACCCUUCCUUUGAGUCCACUGCUGCGUCUGCCUUAGUUGCUGAGCUUGUCGACUUCGCUGCUCACUGUCGUCUAGACUACGCCGCGAGUCUUGUUGCUGAGUCUGAGUCUGUCUGUCCUCCGUCCGUCGGGGGCUUAGCCAUUGGAUGGAUGAGAGGCGCAACUCACACAGAGACCAUUGUCAUGUCACCUGAUUUUUUCACCGUCACCAUCUCAUCCCUCGGCGCGGACAAGCAUAGGCAGGGCAGCACGCCAUGGGUGCGAGCCAUCAUGGUGCAGGACUUGGACUCCCCACAGCCGCUGCCACCCCCCCCAGUGCAUAGCAUCGUUGCUAGCGGUCCCUUCCCUCCUCCUGCCCCCGCCAUGCACAGUUCAGAUGCUGCUGCGAGCCCAAGGGUGCCGGCAGGGUUUCAGCCAGAGCUGGUGUGUGCGAUUGUUGACGCGCAACAGGAGUACCAUUUUGGCAAGCUCCUGAAUAACGCAGAGAAGUACUGGGUGGUGGGCAAGCUGUCGCACCACUUGCAUACAAUGCGCAUGCACCCAGCGCAACACUGGUUCCAGUCCUUGCCCGUGCGGUUACCACCGUCGUCGUCAGGGUCCGCUGCUUCGUCCGCGUCGAACCGGGAUGUGCCAGCAGCGGGUGCGGCGGCGAGUGUGACGAAGGCAGACGUGAAGAAAACGGAUGUUCCUCUGGAAAGUGCACGUACCGCAGCCAAUGUGUCACCUGCCGUAAUCACAGCUCCUAUUGUCCGCCCUGAUAUUUUCAGCGACGCUGCUGCAACUCCCAGCGCCACCGCUGCUGCUCCAGACCCUUCGCCCGACGCCAGUAGUGCGACAGGGAGCAUUUCUAGAAAGGCUAGUAACGAGUCUCGCACUAACGAAUCUGUCCAGGCUGGAAGCAGCGGGGCAGACGAGACGGGGAGUAAGAAGGGGAGCCUACAUGCGCGGCAAGCAGGCACGUCUAAGAGGGUUGCCUUUGCUCUUCCCUCCUUAGAAACAGGCGAGCCAGCGAAGGGAUUCACUAAGGCAGUUGGCGGGGCUGCUGAUGGCGAUGGCGGUGAUAAGCGUGAGGCCGGGACUUCUCCACUGCCGGCCAUCGGAUCCCGACCAUCCGAAUCUCAACCGUCCGAUGCGUCUUCGCUGUCCACUUCGCCACCAGCUGAGAACCCCAUAGAGACAGCUCUCGCCGUGGCUUCUGAUUGGCUGAGACGGCAGGGAAUAGGAGUGCGCGCAGUGGCUGCUAUCGACCAUGCGAUUCACAACAUGGGGCCAGCAGCACAGGGGGCGGCGCAGGCCGGGCGGCAGCUGUGGGCGGCGCAUGGGCGGCAGGCGGUGGGGGAGGUGGUGAAGUGGCCGAUGCUGGCACAUGUGUGCAUCGGCGUGGGUCUCACGUUCCUCCUCUGCCAGACGGGCUUCCUUCUCUCCCUGCUGCUGCUGCCAUGGGCUGUGCUCUACUUCUGGCUGCUGUGGACGCACCAUUACGAGCGCCUGAAAGUGGCAGUCAGAGCAGCCGUGCGCAUCGAGCAGCUCAUGUCGCGGGCCAUGCCCGAGGCAGAGACAGCCUUCUGGGCGUCGGUGCUGCUGUCCAAGGCGUGGCCGCUCUUCCUCAACGACCUCGUCUCCACCAAGCUCAUGCCCAAAGUCGCUCCCUGGUUCCUCUCCCGAUACAAGCCGCCCAUGCUCGCGAAGGUGGAGGUGGUGAAGGCGAAUUUCGGUGACACAGCGCCCGUCAUCACAUCCAUCAAGGCGUUCCGGGAGGGAGGAGGGCGCAACCAUGUGGAGCUGGAGGCGAGUGUGGAGCUGGUGGGGGCGGACAACUUGAGUGUGCAGGCCACGGCCUAUGUGGCGGGCAUGGCCAGCAUCCCCUGGACCGCCUACAUCACCGGGCUGCAGCUCACCGGCACGAUGCGGGUGGGGCUGCGGUUCCGGCGCUCGCUGCCGUUUGUGGACCGUGUCACGCUGAGCUUCGUGAGGCCCCCCCAGGUGUCGUGUGCCAUCAAGGUCAUGGGCGCGCUGGACGCCGCCAGCAUGCCGCUCGUGGCUUCCUACGUGGACUACACGCUUCAAAACGCGCUCAAGACGUCGCUCUGCUGGCCCAAUCGGCUGGUGGUGGUGGAUGCGGUGAGGGCAGCCGCCUUUGUGCUGGACCUGCCAGUGCCGCCCCCCACGCCCGAGGAGAUCAGCAUUGUCACUCCGCGGCCCGUCACCAAGAGCAAAAGUACCAUCUCUGCUAUCUCUAAAAAGUUCCUUUCCAAGAAAGGCCCCACUGCCGCCUUGCCAGCUGUCGCCACGCUAUUGGUCGAAGUCAUCGAGGCAAAGGAUCUCCUGGCGGCAGAUUCGGGCGGCACGUCUGACCCCUAUGUGAAAGGGUCGAUCGGCGCCGCCCGCUUCCAAACCGCGGUCAUCUCGAAAAACCUUAACCCGCAGUGGAAGCAAAAGUUUGAGGUGCCCGUGGCGGACUGGUCGCUACCCGAAAGCUACACUCUGGUACUGCGCGUGAAAGACUACGAUAUGUUCUCAGCCAAUGAUGCGAUCGGGCGGGCUCAGAUGGACAUUAGUGCGGUCAGGGGGGCUGGGAGGAAGGAAGAGUGGCUGUCACUAGUGGACGGUGGAAAUGGAAAGAUCAGAGUGGCUGUAGAGGUGAAGGAGGAUGGGGGUGUUGGUCCCAGCGGCAGUGACUCCGAUCCUGCUGGCCCUUCUGCUGUCGCUGCUGGUGGUAGUGCUGGUGGUGAGAGUGGUGGUGCAGCUGUGGGUGGAAGGGGAGUGGAGAGAGCAGCGUCAGACGCAUCAACAUCCACAUUAGAGUCGUACACUCACGACUCGCAAUCCGUGUCUCCUGCCCGCUCAGAGGAUGCUGCUCGAGUUGCUGCGCCCACCACAGCCACAGUCGUUCCGCGUUCAGCUACCUCCGAGGUCCCCCCCUCCCCGUCUCUCACGCCCUCCUCCUCCUCAUCCGCCAAGAGCAGCAGCAGUUGGUUCCGAGGCCUGUCCAGCACCAGCCGUGGCAGCCGCAACAGCCGCUCAGGCAGCAGCGCCACCUCGUCCCAGCCUACCUCCCUUGACGAAACCACCCCUGGGGCCACAACUCCCAAGGAAAUCACUCCUGCACCAAAAACGCCCAAGGAGGGCACACCGCGGUCAGGCAGCCGGAGCUGGUCAUUCAAGUCGGGCUCGCUCAGGCGCUUGGGGUCAGGGUCUGGUGCCAGCUUGAGUAUUGCCGUGGCCACUGUCCAUGUGGAGGUGAUCGAGGCUGAUUCCCUCGUUGCUGCCGAUAAGAUUGGUACAUCUGAUCCCUACCUGAAAGGCUCCCUGGGCUCUUCCAAAUUCUCCACCAAAAUCAUAUUCAAGACGCUCUGCCCGCGAUGGAACGAAAAGUUUUCGCUGCCCGUGAAGGAAUGGCCGCCUGCGGGCAGCCCGUUCCUCUUGAAGCUGAACAUUUUCGACCGUGAUAUGCUGACUCAGCACGACCCGUUAGGGAACGCUGCCCUCGAUAUAAUGCCGCUGAGGGAUGGUGCGAGGCAUGCCCUGUGGGUGAAACUAGAGAACGUGGCUACAGGGAGGGUGCAUGUGGCUGUGACUGUAGAGGAUCACAUGGGGCAGGCAGAGACUGAUGAUGAAGAGAAUGAGUCAGUGGAAGGAGGUGAGGAGGGUGGGGAUGGGAAGGCGGGGGUUAUCUCUGCCCCCACCAGUGCCGCCCAGUUAACACCUGCACCAGAAUCACCUUCCCGGGUGUCGUCACGGUCGUCCAAGAAGCCAGCAGGCAAAGCACCUGCGCUCUCCAGCAUUCCUUCGGGGCAGGAGCUCUCAGCCAUGGCUGACGCUCCUGCUGCCUCUUCCUCUUCCUAUGGGCCUUCCAGCCCCCCGGCUGCCAGCGACUCCCCUGUGGCAGGAAAGGGGGGAACGGGAGAGGCUGGGGAGGCAGGGGGGGGGGCAGAAGGAGGCUGGGAGUCUGAUGCGCAGGGGCUGCAGGGAGUGGAGAAGGAGGUGCCGCAGGUGUGGGUGGCUCAUGUGGAGAUUAUUGAAGCGACGGAUCUGGUCGUUGCUGACAUGACAGGCAAGGCGAAUGUCAACUUGAACGUGUUACGGGAUGGACAGCGCCACGCGCUGUGGUUACCGUUACAAGGAGUGAAGAGCGGCAAGGUGCAUGUGGCGGUGACGUUGAAGGAGCAGAAUGUGGAGUCUAAUGUUGUGGUGCACGAGCUUAUGCCUGGCUGUGUCAUCGAGUGCUAUGAUGCAAUCAAGCUGGUGCUCUAA
Molecule: messenger RNA, 6888 nt
Organism: Closterium sp. Naga37s-1
Lineage: Eukaryota; Viridiplantae; Streptophyta; Zygnematophyceae; Desmidiales; Closteriaceae
Source: the annotation of a GenBank genome assembly